Molecule: messenger RNA, 1671 nt
Organism: Eimeria maxima
Lineage: Eukaryota; Apicomplexa; Conoidasida; Eucoccidiorida; Eimeriidae
Exons: 4
Coding region: 1-1671 (556 amino acids)
Source: RefSeq, a predicted model, not a curated record
AUGGAAAUGGACUUGGAGUUGGCAAUGGAAAUUCUUCAAGCAACAACUCGAAGCAAAUGCUGCCGUCAGACAACCGCUGCUGUUGCUGUUGCUGCUCCUCUUUCUGCUGCUUCUCAUGCUGCUGCUACUGCUGCUGCUGCUCUUGCUGCCACUGGUGCUCUUGUUGCCACUGCUGCUGAGGAUGGUGAUGUGCUCCUCGUAGUAUUGCUUGUAAUAGUGGUGCUGCUGUGGAAGAAGGAGCAGCAGCAGCUGAUGAAGCUGUUGAUGUUGCUGUCGUUGACGUCGCUGCUGCUGCUGCAGUUGUUGUUGCUGCUGCAGUUGGGUCGAGUCCUUCUGAUGACACCACAAUCAACAGAUCCUGCUGGGUGUAUCUACAAGCAAAUUGAAGACACGGCGUUGCUGCUUGCUGCUGCUCUGACUGCUAAUACAAGACCAGUAGCAGCAGCAGGAGACACAGCAGCAGCAGAAGCACAGCCGCUGCAACUAGAAGGCCACUCUUUCUUUAAAGGGUGCAAACGCAUUAAGGUGUAUCUACAUGCCGCUUGCCAUGGGUCUAUCGUCCUUAGAGCACUACUUGCUAAGGAUCAGAGAAUAUGGCAAGGACAUGGUCCUGCAGCAGCAGCAGCAGGUGCAGCAGCAGCAGCCCUGCAGCGGCUGCUGUCUGCUCCUCUCUUUACUUUAAGUUCCGUAACACUUGUUGUUCCUGCCUUAGCAGGUAUUCGUUUAAACCCGCGGAUGUCGGUGAAGGAAGCAGCAGCAGCAGGAGGCCCUGCAGCAGCAGCAGCAGCAGCAGUAUUCUCUAUAGCUACAGCAGCAAUGCGGCUCCUUAAGAUGCAAUCCCCUCUUGCUAGAACAUGGGGGGGGGGCAGCAGCACAAUAUAUGCGCAUAGUGACCCUGCUCGGUUAAUGUGCUCUUUAGCAGCAGCAGAAGCUCAGCACAGCAACAGCAACAGCAGCAACAGGGGAUCGUUGUUAAUGGAGUUUGAAAGGAUUACUAUCUUCUCUAAUCUUCUUGGUGAUUUAAUUUUGUCUCCUCGAGGUUCUGCUGGCGUCAGCGACAUCUUUCAUACUUCUGCUGCUGCUGCUGCUCUCCUGCAGGAAGCACAAACUGCGGCAGAAGGUGCAGCAGCAGCAGCGGCUGCAAGGAAUACAGAUGCUGCUCCUCCCUUCUUAGCAGCAGCAGAUACCCCUGAAGCUCUCCUCCCUCAUAGACUACCAGUGGAGGUGUCGCCGCUAUACCAGCGUGCUGGGCUGCACCCGCUGCCACAGGACGUACAGGAGCUGUUGCAGCGGGAAGACAUUUGCUUCAAACCGAAGCCGCCGCAUCAGCAGCACAAGGUGUACGAGCUAACACUGCAGCUGCUGCAGCUGUGGGGUGUUAAGCAGAAGCGGCAGCAGCUGCUGCUGCUUCUGCAGCAGCAACUGCAACAGCAACGGUGGCUGGAGCAUGCACGAGGUAAGAGCCGCAGAGUGUCCCAACUGCAGCAGCAGCCGCUUGACCCCGACAGCAGCGCUGCUGCUGCGCUGCAGCCGCAGCAGCAAGAGGAACAACAGCAGCAGCAGCAGCAGCAGCCACAGCAGCUGCAACAGAAGCAGCAGCGAGUGCUGAGCAAAGAAGAACUGCAGCAGCUCACCGUCAUGCAUGCAGACAGCAGCUGGUGGCACAAAUAA